This is a messenger RNA of Clupea harengus (Atlantic herring), 2893 nucleotides long. Its product is annotated as transmembrane and coiled-coil domain protein 3-like. Gene Ontology annotation, cellular component: endomembrane system. NCBI's taxonomy places the organism in Eukaryota, Metazoa, Chordata, Actinopteri, Clupeiformes, Clupeidae. The record is from RefSeq and is a predicted model, not a curated record.
UAUUUAAAAACACUUGCAAAAAUGUAUGACUGCUGAAUCUAUUAGUUGUGACGUUGAAUAUGUUAACCCCGCCUCUUCUCCCUUAUCAGGACUCGACGGGCAGGGCAUGUUGAGCCGCACAUUGUCUUGGAACUCCGAGGAAGCGAACAAGCUUGAGGUUGAGCUGAGCAGUGAAAGAAUGUAGCUAGACAGUUCAUGCAUAUGCGACGCAAGUUGCCAAGAGCACCGUAUAACUUCCCCCGAUGGCUUUCGCCAACGUCAGAUGGUGAUUAUGCCUAGUGCCGACUCCGUUACGGGAAGAAGUUUACCAGAAGUAGAGAAAUAUCAGCUGGAUAGACACCAAGCGAUGGAUCAGAGCGACGGCGGUUACGUGCUCAGCAUCCCCGUGCCGCCCAUGCGGCGCGGCGGCUCCGACACGCACCUGGAGCUGGAGCGCAGCGUGUCGUCGGCCUCCUCGUCGUACGCCGAGCUCUUCCCGGACUUCCGCCGCAGCCGCGCGGGCCUGAGCAGCCUGCAGCAGAAGAUGCUUAAAGUGACGGAGCAGCUGAAGAUCGAGCAGACGGCGCGCGACGAGAACGUGGCCGAGUACCUCAAGCUGGUCAACAGCGCCGACAAGCAACAGGUGGCGCGCAUCCGCCAGGUGUUUGAGAAGAAGCACCAGAAGUCGGAGCAGACCAUCGCCAACCUGCAGCGCAAACUGGAGCAGUACCACCGGCGCAUGAAGGACUGCGAGAGCAGCCAGAACACCUCCGCAUCCUCGCCCUCCACCUUGAGGCACAACGUGUCCAACGCCUCGAGCAACGCCUCGCCGCCCUGCCUGGUCAAGGGCAAAAGCGACCCCCCGAGCAGCAAGGGGGGCCUGCGAGACAUGAUGAGCAGCGGGCGCCACCCGACCCUGGACAAGAUCAAGACCAUCGGGCCGGGCGUGUCGCUCUCGCCGCCCUUCUUCUUCAGCAAGCCGCGCGAGUUUGCCAACCUCAUCCGCAACAGGUUCGGCAGCGCCGACAACAUCGCCCACAUGAAGACCUCGCUGGAGGUGCCCUCGGGCUUUCAGCAGGAAGGGGAGGCCAGCCGGGCGCUCAGCAGCAGCACCAACACGGUGGACAAGCCCAAGUACCCCAGCGACGACGAGUGCUCUACGGGGACCUCCGUGUCGGCCGACAGCAAUGGAAACCCCCUCUUGGAGCCCGCCGAGGGCCAGGGGCGUGUGGAGCUCCUGCAGGAGGAGGUGCGGGAGAUCCGCGAGGUGCAGUCCAACCUGGCCGACGACAUGGAGACCCUGAAGGAGCAGUUCAAGAACGACUACAGUUUUCUCACACAGGCGCUGCAUGAGGAGAAAUACAGAUUUGAGAGGCUGGAGGACCAGCUGAACGACCUGACUGAGCUCCACCAACAUGAGAUGGCCGAUCUGAAGCAGGAGCUGGCCAGCAUAGAGGAGAAAGUGGCCUAUCAGGCCAAUGAGCGAGCCAGAGACCUCACGGAGGCUCUGGAGACGUGUCAGACGCGGGUGUCCAAGCUGGAGCUGCAGCAGCAGCAGCAGCAGCAGGCCGUGCACGGGGAGAGCAGCGGCGACGCGCGCGUGCUCCUGGGCCGCUGCAUCAACAUCCUGCUGGCGCUGGCCACCGUGGUGCUGGUGUGCGUCUCCACGGCGGCCAAGUUCACGGCGCCCAUGCUCCGCAGCCGGCUGCACGUGCUGGUCACCUCGCUGGGCCUGCUGCUGCUGGCCUUCUGCUGGAAACACUGGGAGCAGCUGCAGUGCGCCCUGGAGCGUCUCAUGCUGCCCGGGUGAGAGCGCCACCUUCUGGUGGGGAAUGAAAACGGUUGCUCUCAGGUACUGGGAAAGGGAUUAUGGUUACAUGGCAGCAUGAUGAUGAAGGCAACAGCAUCUUCAUCACCACCAUCAUCAUCAUCAUCAUCACCACUAAGGGAAGAGGCCCCUACUGCUGUCAAGGGGUUUUUGGAAGGAUGUCUGAUGGAUGAUUUGGACUGUGCUCAGGGGAGUACUCUUCAUAGACAGUCUGGUUGGAGGGAGAUUAUGAAAAAUGUGAAAAAUGUGAUUCAGCCUCAUUCUCAUGUCUUUCUCUUAACUCUUUCUUUCUUUCUUUCUUACUCUCUCUAUCUCUGUCUAUUUUCACUCCUCUCUACUGUCGCCAGGAGAUGAGAUGAGAUGAGAUGAGAUGUGUUAUUCUCUAGACUAGAACAAGAUUGGUGUCAGUUUGGUGGUAUCUGUUUUUACUGGACCAGUUGAGAAAAGUGCAAUAUCUGUUACCUUUUUUUGUUUUUAGACCUUUUUUUUUAAAAAACAUUCUGGUGAAAUUGUGUGCAUGUUUUUUAAACACUUUACUAUCAAACACUCAGAGAGAGAGAGAGAGAGAGGGUUAGGUGGUGUUUAUUCACCCAGUCUAUUUGGACAUCACUCACGGGGCCCGUUGGCGGACUCGGGUCGCCCUCUCCCGCGCUCUCCUCUCUCCUUAUAUGGACACCCACUGGACUCAGCCCUACACUGCGCUCAGCAAUGCAUCAUCCCACUGACUCUACCAGUACAACCAAGAGGAAAAAAUAGACUUCAAGGCAAAGAUAUUUUUUUUAUUACUAUUAUUAUUGUGUUCACUGUGGUCCUCACUUUACUCCUCCAUUACACAACCUGCCCUGCCUGGACCAGCAGAAGUGUGGAGAGAGAUCGCAGAGCCCCGACACCCUGACCUUGCUCGCUGAAGCGGGGCCGUAACUCCUCACUACUGCUCAGGCGAAUGUUCGGUGCCCGACGUCAGCGAGACGGAGCAGGGUUCCUGUGGAAACAUUUAUUAAGACUGUGAGACGGUUCAAGCCUGUGGAGUAUUUUUUAUACAUGUCUGGAUAUCCUGAAUGAAAUAUAAGGUUCAUUUUUAAGCAA